AUGUCCCCUCCAGAGGACACCACUUCAAACACGACUCGGGCACAGUCUUUAGCCGUUGCUCCAGGGACCGACGACCCCACCCAUUCUUACCUGACCUACCGGUCACCACUCCUCAAUCCCUCGCUGCCUGACAACCAGAUGCCCGAGGACCCACAUUCGACUCACCCCCCCCUCGCUUUCACACCUGACGCUGUUGCGUCACGUUUGUUGUUCCAAGCGAAAGAAACCCUACGAAAACUGGCUUCCAGCGAAGAAUUCUCCAGUCUUGACCUCCCGAAAGGAAGGAAAAGAAACUUAUCCGAAACAUCAACCCACGUCGCUGAAAGAACCGGACAUUCAGUCAUAUCGCAGCAAGCUUCACUCCAGUCCUUUUUCACCCAGUCGACCCCACAAGGGACAGCCCCCCCACAGAACAGGAAUACCCAAAAUCCCAACCCAACCCCACCCGAAGCACAGGAACAGGAAUUUUCCUCAACCUUUGCAACAGAAUCCGACUACAACGACCCCUACCAACCAAGAAUUGACUAUCUCUAUCCGAGCACUGUCCCCCAUACUACCCACACCCAGACCGAUCUGAACUACAUCACCUGGGCCAUUAGACAUGCAACCAGCCAGAUCUGCCCUCCCUCCGACAGAAUUGAAAUCCUCGAAGAGCAAUCGAUUACACUCCGGAGAACGGUGGAAACAUUGAAACAUCAAAUUGAGGCACAGACAAUGAUGAUCACCAAUAUGCACUCGGCGAUCCAUUCCCUCCUUAACAAGCCCCAACCGCAGCAACAACAACAACAGCAACAACAACCACAACAUCCACAACCGCAACCGCAACAAAGACAGAGAACGGCCCCUCCAGCGGCUCCCCAAACAACCCUCCAAGCAGCGCCACAGGCAGCUCCUCAGGUCCCCCCACCCAUACCCCCCCAACCUCGUGGAUGGAAAGCAGGCACCUGGGCCGCCGUGGCCUCGGCAGCCGGUCCUGCCCAAGAAAAAUUCCAGGUUGUCGAAAGAAGAAAGAAGCCUGCAAAGCCAAAAGCGGACCCCCUCUUCAAACCAGAGUAUACCAAAAUCAACAGAGAGAUCAUUGUUGAAACCACUGCCCCAUCCGACGUUAACCCCUCCGAGAUCAGGACCCUGGUCAACGCAAGAAUUCAGGACGAAUCUUGCCACUUCAUCUCAGCAAGGAGAACAGCCAAAGACAACUUCAUCCUGGAAACAAAAUUCGUCACCCCAGCAACAAAGGCAAUGGAAUAUGCCAAAGAAAUUGAGGAGGCCCUCCUCCCCCUACAAUCAAAGUUCCUCCUCCACGGAAUCCCCACAACGAUCGGGGAGGGCAUCGAGGCAGGACAAUUAGUAGCAUCCGAAAUCAGAAGCAACUAUGGAGAGAACUUCCAACUUGCACAGGUUCCCCGCUGGAUCUCCAGAGCAGAGACUCGAAUGGGAAAAACCCACUCAUCAAUGGUCGUCGCACUCCCAGGACAAAUCACAAUGGAAACACUAGGGGUCAAAUUCCUAUCCCUCUUUAACCGAAGCUGCCAUAUCGAGGCCUUCCUCCCAACCUUCCCAGAUACCCAGUGCGCGAAGUGCCUCGAAUAUGGCCACUGCCAGGAGAAAUGCAAGAACAAUGGGAAAUGCGGCCAUUGCGCCGGAGAUCACCUCACCAGCUUCCACCCAUGCAAUGAAUGCCAGGGAGGAUAUAAAUGCACCCACACCCCAAUCAGAUGUCUAAACUGCAAAGGAAUCUAUAAGGCCUCCGACCCAGCAUGCCCCUUCGCCCAAAUAGCAAAAACAAUCCAAACCCUCGACAAUUGCCUAGUAAUGGGAGACUUCAACUGCCACCACCAAAUGUGGUACGGAGUAACCUCACAUGAAUACAGAAACAACAUUCGAGCAGACCGCGCCAACGGAGUCUACACGCACUUCCCUGGAGACAGAGGGAAAAGGCCUACAAUCAUCGACCUUACAUUUGUAAAAGGCCCAAUACUUGACCACAACCUACGAUGGAGCACUGAACCCUACGGAGCGGGCUCAGACCACGGGAGAACCUCUAUCCAUCUACACCUGGAAAAACCACCCUUUGUACCAAGACGAAUUUGGCGACAAACAGACUGGAAGCUAUUGGAAAACCACAUAUCAAACCUUUCCCUCCCUGCAGAAGCAUGGGAAACUAAGGAACACAUGGAACAAACUGUCGAAUUCUUCCUAGAACUGGUCAAGUCAACAAUCAACAUAGUAACGCCACUCUCGAAGGAGGGUGUAAGAGCUAACUCCUGGUGGUCAGACGAAAUGAAACAAAUGAAGGCAAGGGUAAACUCGGCAGAGAGGAAGGCGAGAAAUACAAGGAAACCCAACCACGUGGAGGGGCACCGGAAGGCUUGCAGAGAAUGGACUGUCAUGAUCCGGAAAGCAAAAGCAGACCAGCGGGAAAAGACGAUGAACGAAGCGAAAGGUAGUGAGGUCUGGAGAAUCCUAAAUGUAGGAAGGAGAAGAGACACAAUCAUACCAACUAUACAAGGUGAAGAAUCGUUUGCGGGGAAAUGCCAAGCUCUAAGAGCCCAACUCUUCCCCACAAAAUGGACAUCCCCCGACCACCCCCCCCUAAACAUUAGACCCCCCUCUUUUGACCUUCGCAACACCUUCGAUAUAGUCACCCCUGAAGAACUCAAGAAAGCAAUUGACUACUCCCGGUACACUCGGUGA
Molecule: messenger RNA, 2694 nt
Organism: Morchella sextelata
Lineage: Eukaryota; Fungi; Ascomycota; Pezizomycetes; Pezizales; Morchellaceae
Exons: 4
Coding region: 1-2694 (897 amino acids)
Molecular function (GO): catalytic activity
Source: RefSeq, a predicted model, not a curated record